UACAUCGCAACAAGUUAUAUGACUGUAACUUUCCUCACCGGGGCUCUGUUACAGUAACAUUAUUCUGUUACAUUAACAUUAUUCUGUUACAGUAACACUCGCCAUGGUGUCUGCACAUCAAUACGAACGGGGGGGGGGGGUACACACACACUUAAAGCUAAAAACAUAGACUAUGUGUGCACGUGCACGGCGAAUGAAAUUAACGCUCAAGAGAAAGAAAAUGAAAGAGAAAGAAAGUGAACGUUUUAAAAAAACCGCACAAACCGCAUACUUCCGACACACGGGUGACGGAGGAGGAAAGUUUGCGUGCACGAAGACCAGAAUUUAGAUGAAAAAAUGGACGAAUACGCACACCCGUUGUUCUUUGAAGCGAAACACCUGACAGACAGAGAAAAGGGUAAAAUCAGGAGGUACUUCCAGAAGAAAAGGGAUUCGGGUGGAGGAGUAUGCGGUGAGAUCGAAACGGCCGAUGGCGACGCCUAUAAACUCAGUUUCAUGGACAAAGAAGACCAGGAAAGAGUUUUGCAGAAGAAGUUUCACGACAUCUCUCUUCCUUCUGGGGAAGUGCGCCUGACACUGAGCCGAGCCCUUGCACCGCAGACCCCGGAGCAGCCGUCCUGUAGUGAUGCACAGGGAGCCAGUGCAGAGCCGCCACUACAGACGUUGGCGAAAGCAAACACAAAAAGCUAUGAGAAGAUUUUCAAGCUCGAUAUUUUCCUCCUGUAUUACCUGAGAGACAACCCUAAAGUAAACAAAGCCGUGGAGAAGCAACUCUCUUGUAUCAGCUGCACGAUGAAGUUGGAUUUUGACGAAGAGGAGGCAGUGGUUAUGGGGUGUAGUGAGAAGGUCCCCGGUGGAGCAGAUAAAUGGGAGAUGCAGGUGGAUCAGGUCUUUAUUGGUAUUUGUGAGAGCUACAUCUGCUAUCAUGUGAUGGACCCAAAACAAGCCAAAAUCCUACAGCAGGACCAAUCCUUCAUGACAGACGAUAUCAAAGUGUACAAAGAGAGCGGUUACGUUGUGGUUGUGGGACCGGCCGAGACUGUGAAUGAGAGGAUUUCAUUGCUGGACAAUAGCCCGCCCACUCGGAAGGAAUUACCAAUCGGGGAGAACCAGUUCAAUCUGGUAGAAGAAGAGUUCAGUCGAGAAAUGCGUGCGCAUUACCCAGAUGUGAAAUUCCUCAAAGGACUGGCCAUGCUCACCUUGGAGGGCCCCGACAAGGAGGUGCAGCUCGGGGCCGCGAAACUUGCCGAACUGAUCAAAAAGGUGGCGAAAAGGAGACUUAAGAUCUGCACGGCUUUAAUGAACUUCAUAACAUCCAGUAAUGUUAUCUCCAAGUACGAGAAUCGCUUCCUGCAGAGCCUCAGACAUCCUGUUUCCCUAGAGGCGGGGUCCGACCUGGUCCUGGCCAGCGUGUCCUCUGAUGCCCUAGAUGAGGCGGAGGCAGCGGUGCGGCGAGAACUGGUUGUGGUUGAUGUGCCGCUGCAGGGAGCCGCGCCUCCAGACCUGAAGGAAAUCCUCAACACGGCCAAGAACGAGGAAAACUCUCGAGAGCUCAGAGUGGACGUCGGCUUCAUUCCAGGACCCGGUGGAACCGCGGCCUCCGAAGUACGACUGGUGGGCUACAGUGAAAAUGUGGACAAGCUCAAAAAUGUUCUGCUCGACUACCAGACGAACCAAGCCGAGACACAAGUAACGGUGAGCCUACCGCAUCCUGAACUGCUCAACAGUUUUGAUGCAUUUCUAAACCUGAUUGGCUUUAAGCGGACCACGGUGACCCUCAAGACCUCCCCGUCCCCAUCCCGGUGUGUGCUUGUGUCAGGUCCCCGUGGUCUGGUCCAGGAGACCCAGGAGGCCCUAAACUCAAUUCUAGCCUCUCUGGUGUCAGACACGUUGGUUCUCGAUGGACCAGGGGCUCAACGGUACUUCCGAGCAGAGGGUAGAGUGAGCAAGGAGCUGGUGGAGACAUCCGGUGGGGUUCUGAUCAGGGAACAGCAAAGUGUGCAGUUGCCAAUUGUGGCAACUCAACCACAGAGCACCAGCAGCCCGAGCGGCUUCACCAGCAGCCCGAGCGGCUUCACCAGCAGCCCGAGCGGCUUCACCAGCAGCUUCACCAGCAGCCCGAGCGGCUUCACCAGCAGCCCGAGCGGCUUCACCAGCAGCCCGAGCGGCUUCACCAGCAGCCCGAGCAGCUUCACCAGCAGCCCGAGCGGCUUCACCAGCAGCCCGAGCGGCUUCACCAGCAGCCCGAGCAGCUUCACCAGCAGCCCGAGCAGCUUCACCAGCAGCCCGAGCAGCUUCACCAGCAGCCCGAGCAGCUUCACCAGCAGCCCGAGCGGCUUCACCAGCAGCUUCGCCAGCAGCACCGCGACCUUACCGCCCAAACCUGUACACGUCGCCGUCGGCAGUACUGGAGUCAACUCGACGAGAAUGGAAAUCAAGCUCGGCGAUUUGGCGGACGAGCAGGCCAAUGUGUUAGUGGUGCCCAUGCUCAAAGGGCAGCUAAAUUCUACUAAAAUUGGGUAUUGCCUGUUGACUAAAACCGGGAACGCAAUCCAGGCAAACUUUGACUCGGUGGCAGCGAACGGUACCGUCGUCCCUGGUGAUGUUCUGCAGGUCGCAGCGCCUCCAUCUCUGGGCUGUUCCAAGCUCUUCUUCAUUGAGUGCUCGCCGUGGGAUGGAGUCGGAGGGUCGAGUGUGCAGGUGCUUAGCUGUACGCUGAGGAGGUGUCUGGACCUUUGUGUACAGCAGGGCUUGACCUCGGUGGCCUUCCCCAUUAUCGGAUCUGGAAUUGUUUUUAAAUACCCGCUGAGAGAAGCCGUUCAAGUGCUGACCGACAGCAUUUGCCAGUUUGGAUUAACCGGAUCCUCUGGUUCUCUCUCCACCAUCCACAUCGUCAUCAAACCAGACUAUCCCGACUCUCAGGAGUGCUACAAUGAGGUCUACAGGCACCUCAGCGUAAAUAUGAACCAGGAUGGCCGAGCGAUCUUCAAGUCCCUCACCAGUGACCUCGACGACCUCACAUUGACAAUGGGUGGCGAGGUUAAACUGCAGCUGGUGUUUGGUAACAUCUCGAAUGAGACGACAGAUGCUGUGGUGAACACGACCGACUUCCUUAAUUUUAAGAACGACGGAGUGUGCAAAGACAUCUUAACCAGAGCUGGACCAGAGGUGGAGGCUGAACUCAGAGCAGCAAAUACGGCCCGAGGAGAGCUUUUUGUAUCCUCCCCUGGAUCGUUCCCCUGUUCAGCCAUUUUCCACGUCUGUGGUAAAAAGGAUGUCGUCCUCAUUGAAAAACUGAUGCGUACCAUCGUUGAUCAAUGUGAAACGUCGGGUUGCAAGUCUGUCGCCAUUCCUGCGAUCUGUGCCGGAGUCGGUGGGUUGGACCCCGGCGACGUGGCGGGUGCCAUCCUCCGAGGGGUCAUGGCGGCCUCUUCGUCCACUUCUCUUAGAUGUCUCACGGACGUCCGCGUCGUGGUGAAUAAAAUGAAUGUCUUCUUGGGCUUUAAAGAGGAAGCGACAAAAACGUUCCCCACUGCUGUAAACAACGGAGAUUUCCAUCGUUUUGUUGCAGUGUCAGCGCUUCAGUCGCCUCCUGGACGACCACAACAGCCCCCUUUGUCUGAGAGAGCGGAUCUAAGCGUCCUCUGUACCAACUCUGCAAGUCGGCAGUCCGUCUUCUUGUUCCUGGGUCUCUCCAGAGCUGACGUUGACGUUGCCAUGACAAAGCUGAAGGAUCUGUAUCACGCUCAGUGCUCCACUAAAACCUUCUCGCAGGAGGAGCUGGCGGGCCUCACCAUGGACGACAUGAAGAAUCUGAAGCAGCCGAUGGAGACCGAGGGUCUGUACGUGCAGAAGUCGGGCUGGGGCUUGACGGUGAGCGGGUUAAAAGACGGGGUCAACAAGAUGAUGCAGAUAAUUCACACCUCCCUGCGGAGCACCCUCAGAAGAGAGGUGAGAGUCAAGGAGGAGGACGAUCUGUUCACCCGUGUGACUUGGUGCAUCCUGGGACAUACCGGUAACUGGGAGAGUUUCCCCAAAGCAGCCAAUCACAAAUUGGAGAAUAAGGACGUGGCGGCAGGGAUAAUGGACGCACAGAGCACCCAGUGGUCCGUGGAUCUCCAGAGGAUGGAGGCCACAGAUCCAUUGACGAGACAGAGGGCGACGCUGAAGCGACUGGAGCAUCGCCUCGACUUCAGGUUCCCUCUGUACUGGGACAACAUGGCCGCCAAUCAACCCUUCACGAAGGUCGCUCUGCAGCCGCGCUCCGCAGAGUACCUAAACGUGGAGGAGCUCUUCAAACAAACUGCCCAGGAGACUGUGAUGAAGAUCGAGCGCUUGCAGGAUGUCCAUCAGCGACGCGCCUACGAAGUGCAGAAGAAUCAAAUCUCCGAUAAGAACACACGCCAGGGCGGAGCGGGUGAACUCCUUUUGUUCCACGGGACGACUGAGAAGAACUGCGACGCCAUCAUGAAAAACGGGUUCAACCGGCGCUAUUGCGGCCAGAACGCGACCGUGUACGGGGAGGGAACCUACUUUGCGGUGGAAGCCAAGUACUCGGCCCAGGUCUGCUACUCGAAGCCCGCUGCGGACGGCUCCCAGCUAAUGUUUGUGGUGCGAGUCCUGACCGGCCUGUACACUCUGGGUACGAGUGGGAUGAAGAUGCCCCCUCCUCGCAGUUCCCGGCUGUCCCACGACCUCUACGACAGCGUGGUGGACGACGUUGGCAACCCCAGCAUGUAUGUGGUGUUCCAUGACAACCAGGCGUACCCAGACUACCUCGUCACCUUCAAGUGACUCGGAGGAAAAAACGUGACGAUACGUUAUUGUUCGACGGAGCACGCUUGAGAGCAUUCAAUU
Molecule: messenger RNA, 4857 nt
Organism: Cyclopterus lumpus (lumpfish)
Lineage: Eukaryota; Metazoa; Chordata; Actinopteri; Perciformes; Cyclopteridae
Product: protein mono-ADP-ribosyltransferase PARP14-like
Exons: 15
Coding region: 337-4794 (1485 amino acids)
Biological process (GO): negative regulation of gene expression
Cellular component (GO): cytoplasm; nucleus
Molecular function (GO): NAD+ poly-ADP-ribosyltransferase activity; transcription corepressor activity
Source: RefSeq, a predicted model, not a curated record